UCUUCAUUUUCUGGAGUUCACACAUCACAGGUUUUCAGUAUCUGUAACUGCAACUGUUUUUCUCUUUUUUGUGGCUGAGCAUUCCUCUUUCUGCAGAAAAAUUCUUGCUCAGUUUCCUUACAAAGACAGCCCUUCCCAUCUGGCAAUUUAGCAUGAAGUGAGUUGGUAUUACGGCGGGUGCAUUUGCUACUCAAAAGCCUUCCAAAGAAGGACUGGGCAAAAGGCACUGUCUGUGCCAGGUAGGUACUUUCUUCAAACUAGUGCUGUAUGGAUCAUUCUAAACUGGAAUUCACAUGGCUGCAGACUUUUUCUGUGCUGACAGUAUGCCUGAAAGAUCAGAAGCAUAUCUGAAGUGCAGCCUGUGUGCUAAGGAUAGGUCUCGAAAGACUGGUGAUGAUGGUCAACACUUCUCGCAAAAUUUUGCUGCUGAUGGGAAAUCAUUCCUUGACCAAACAGGUUUCCUACAGGGUCAAAGAGAUUUAAUAGCUUUAUGGAUUUUAAUCUUUAUGGAUUUUAAUCUUUAUGGAUUCAGUUCUAUUCACCUCUUCAUCUGGAAAUCAAGAAAAAUUAUCACUGAUGAAAUUCAAAGAUAUCUAGUUUGAUAGAGCUGAAAAUAAUGACUGGGACAAGAUAAGCAUGCAGAGGCAUGGUGGUUUAUUGAGGAGAAAAAUUUACAGCCAGAACUAAGAAACAUCAAUGCCUAAGAGAGCAUUGUAAAGAGCAAGAGGUGUUUUUUUCCUGAAAAGCAUGUACUCAAAGAAAGAUUUUCUUUCAUAGUUAUUGUGGCUGAAGAGCUGAACUUGUGGCUCUAGUGCAACACAAUGAAGAGAUUAGGGAGGCCCUUACAGAGACGAACAGCAAGAGGAACAGCUUCUGGUUUCUGCGAGCAGAGCUGAUGAAAUGGGUACAACAGUGUUGCCUGCUUAUCUGAUGUCCACAUCCUUUAAGGACUGCUAGUAAAGCGAAGAGAAAAUGUAGGUGAUCUGCAGAGCAAUAACCUGUACAGGAGGAACAUCUCCCAGAGACCAAUUUAAAAAUCUACUGAUGCAGCUUGUGAAAGAUGACUGACAAGGUCCUUCCCACACAGUUGUUUUAUUCUGGCAAAACCUGAAACCAGUAGAUCCUGCAUCUCAUGCUUCAGGCUUUUCACAUCACGUUCACAUCAAGCUCUUCAGCCAAACAGAAGUUAUUGGGCAGUGUAACAGUGUCAGAGGCAUAUGAGAUAGCAGCAAAUGGCAUAACAACAAAAGCUAUACCUGUGUCUGGAAUAACACCAGAGAGCAAACAAGAAAAUAGAUAAUCUCUUGUGGACAGACAUGACUGAUUCUUCCCACUCUCACUACCACCUUCUGUAGAUUUCUUGUUUCUGCUUCUCAUUGUGCAUUUUCAGUUUCUGCUGGUCACAAGAAAGCAGGCUCCCCUGUUGAGAAAUGGCUUGUACUUUUGCUUGGCUGGCCUUUUCUGGGAAACAGAGGAGACCAGCACCUGCCAGCUGCCAGCACAGCUGUUCUGUUGGCAGGACUCACAACCAUUCCACUUGACUGCCAUGUGUCCUCUGCGCUCUCUUCUCCCUUCUCAGGAUCUUCCAAAAGACAAAUAAGGCCCAUCUCACUCUCAAGAGAAAUUCAUAGAAGCUGCUGAGCUUCCUACUGUGACAGAGAGCCUCGGUAAACCUCAGCACUUUGCACGCUCUGCCCUUAGACCACACACUCGUGCGGACAUCCUACUUCUUAUUCAGUAUUCUGACCACUGUUACAUUUUGUCCUGGGCAGGGAUAGGAGGUAGAUUUGCUGUAUAUAAAGCCUGCAACAGAAAACAUCAAGCAAGAAGGUAGUUUGAAUUAACAUGCCUUCAUUUCUAUUUUUAGUAAGAUAAGUAGGAGUUAGGAAGUUCAAGCAAUAGUGAUUAAAAGGAGCCUUCCCUACACUAUCUAUACAGUUUUCUCUUCUACAGUUACAUAAUGCAACUUGCAAAAUCAGUUAUCUGUCAGAGAAGGACUAGAAACACACUUCCCACACACCCACCAAGUGCUUGCCCCCUCUCUGCUCUCUACAGAGGAUUCUUUGAUUUUUUUUUUCUGAGAUAAGGAAAAGAACAAGGUUUCAGUUGAAUGAGAGCUGAGUGACAUCUAUGCUUAGUGACAUCAGUUUUAAUGAUUGUUGGAUGAAAUGAAAAUGCCUUAACUCAGUAAUCAGUCUCCCAGUGGAAACUGUGGGUUUUUUUAAACAUCAUGCGUUUAAUUCUAUUUCUGACUUAAAGGGACUAUCUCUGAUGAGCACUGAGGAGAGAAGUACUUGUGAUACAAGUGUAAGGAAGUCGAAGCUUCCGCUAAGAGAUACAGAUACCUAGUGCUAUCUGCUUUUUACAUGUGGUGAAUACUGCUGCGUGGGUAGCACCUCACUGGCAGAGCUACCUGAAGAAAAGCAAGAGAUUCUGCACCCUUAGAGCAAAGAAGAUUCUUCACCUCAUCUGAGAAGAAAGGAGGAGAAAAGAACUGGGGGAAAAAACAUGAGUUCUUCAAGUACAGAGUCCCUUGAAGUCGAAUCCUCAACCUUUUAUGAAUAUUACGAUAGUUAUUAUGAUGCUCCAAAAUUAUGCAGUAAAGAAAGCGUCAGGAGGUUUGCAGCCUCCUUCCUACCCGUUCUGUAUUCCCUGGUAUUCCUGGUCGGGCUCACUGGAAACAUUCUGGUCAUCGUGGUCCUCUUCAAAUACAAGAGGCUGAAGAGCAUGACUGAUGUGUACCUGCUAAACCUCGCCAUCUCAGAUUUGCUCUUCGUUUUAUCCCUGCCAUUCUGGUCUUAUUUCACAGUAGACCAAUGGGUUUUCGGAACUCCCUGGUGUAAAAUCAUUUCGUGGAUCUACCUGGUUGGGUUUUACAGUGGGAUAUUUUUUAUUAUGCUUAUGAGCAUAGACAGAUACCUGGCAAUUGUUCGUGCAGUGCUUUCCUUGAAAGCAAGGACCACCUUCCAUGGCUUAAUUACUAGCCUUGCUGUGUGGCUAGUAGCUCUUUCAGCCUCAGUCCCCGAGCUUGUAUUUAGAGAGUCUUUUAAUGAACAUAAUUUUACUACUUGCAAGCCGAGAUUUCCAGGCAAUUUCACAACAUGGAAGCUUUUUUCCACUUUGGAAGUCAACAUUUUAGGGCUCCUAAUCCCUUUUAUAAUUAUGACAUUUUGCUACUCCAUGAUCAUUAAAACAUUAGUUCACUGUAGAAACGACAAAAAAAAUAAGGCUGUGAAGAUGAUUUUUGUUGUCAUGAUUGUGUUUUUCUUUUUUUGGACCCCCUACAACAUUGUUAUUUUCUUACAACUGCUGGAAUUUAUGGGGGUCAUUAAAGACUGUCAAGUGAGCAGGAAUCUGGACUAUGCUUUCCAGGUAACGGAAAUCCUCGGCCUUUUUCACUGCUGCCUCAACCCAGUCAUCUACUUCUUCAUGGGGGAGAAAUUUAAGAAGUACCUGAAGAUGCUCUUUAAGAACUGGCAGUUACCAGGGUAUUUCUGCAAGUGGUGUGGAGUUAACAUCACUUACCACACUGAAUCUACCAGUUCAUUCCACACACAGUCUACAGGGGACCAAGACGCUCUGUAACACAUUUCAGACCAGCCACUGAACUCAGCAGCAAGAAAACUGACAGCAGCAGGAACUUUGAAAAUCAGGAAUUUUGAAAAGCUAAGCAAAUGCAUACACAUUUAACAAUAAGCUAGUGCCGGAUAAUUACUUACAUCAGCUUUAUGUGUGCCUCUAGAUUUUCUGAGUAUUAUGACAGAAGGUGUCCCAAAUGUGGAACACGGAGGAUGGACAUGCAAGGUUUCUCUGCUGUGAUUACAAAUCACUGCUCAGCUCUGUGCAAAGCACUGCACUGCGUGGCUUUUUUUCACCGGCAUCAAGAUGUUGACCUGCAUGGAGGGGCAGAGGUGAAGACAGCACCUUGUCAUCAGCACAUGCACUUGGAAAACAUAUUCAUGUACUCAAGAAGGAUGAUUGUAAUCAUACUUUUAUAUUCUGCAGUUGAUCUGUGUAGGACUUGUUCACUUGUGACUCUUAGGCAGCUGUUAGCAGUACCUGCUACUUUUAAAUGUUUCGUUUCAGGAGGGAUGAUAUAUCCCCUGUCAUUAAGAAAAAGCACAAAAUAUAUUCUCUAUGUGCACAAAGACUCAAAGCAAAGCCAUUACUUUUCAUUGUAGGUGCAUUUUCUUUCAGGUUGACAUAUACGCCUAUAUGUAGGUAUAUAUAUAGGCAUUUUGAAUUACUUUAUCACUGUAAUUCAGGAUAGCACUUCUGUAUUUUAAUUAAAAUGGAAAACAUUUUGAAUAUUUUUGAAUAAAAGUGUUAAAAAACACCUUAUUUUCCAGCAUGCAUGAAUAAAUUUGAAGCAACUUGGUUAAAA
This is a messenger RNA of Motacilla alba alba, 4384 nucleotides long. RefSeq names its product C-C chemokine receptor type 4-like. Lineage: Eukaryota; Metazoa; Chordata; Aves; Passeriformes; Motacillidae. Gene Ontology annotation, cellular component: membrane. Gene Ontology annotation, biological process: chemotaxis; immune response; inflammatory response. Gene Ontology annotation, molecular function: C-C chemokine receptor activity. The record is from RefSeq and is a predicted model, not a curated record. The transcript is spliced from 2 exons. The coding region runs from base 2509 to 3585 and encodes 358 amino acids.